Messenger RNA from Exaiptasia diaphana, 1016 nucleotides. RefSeq names its product ras-related protein Rab-20. Bases 228 to 902 code for a protein of 224 amino acids. Gene Ontology annotation, molecular function: GTP binding; GTPase activity. Gene Ontology annotation, cellular component: late endosome; phagocytic vesicle; lysosome. NCBI's taxonomy places the organism in Eukaryota, Metazoa, Cnidaria, Anthozoa, Actiniaria, Aiptasiidae. The transcript is spliced from 5 exons. The record is from RefSeq and is a predicted model, not a curated record. Gene Ontology annotation, biological process: phagosome-lysosome fusion.
GAAAGCGCCGUCCAUGUUAAACUGGAGCUUUGUUUUUCUAUGCAAAAGGGCAACUGUUUUAAGCAGAUUUAAUCGCUUGAUUGAGCUAUAAUACCGUCUGUCAUUGAUGUAGUAAAUAGGCAAAGGUUUCCAAGUUUUUAUUGUCACUUAUUUGUCGUUUUUGAUUGWUAUUCGUUUGUUGAUUAAAGUCUUGAUCAGCAAUGUCAUAGUUCAUACGAAAGUUGGCCAUGUCAUCUGAUAUCAAGCCAAAGUCUCCCAAGAAGAAGGCGGACUUAAAAGUUGUAAUCUUGGGAGAAUCAAAUGUGGGCAAAACAUCACUUAUCCAGCGUUACAUUGAAAGAGUGUUCGAAGAGGAUCCACAGAGUACGAUCGGAGCAUCAUUCUUUCUUAAACAAUGGGGGCCGUACAAUGUAGCUAUAUGGGAUACUGCUGGGGAGGAGAAGUAUUCCAGCCUGUCAUCUUUCUACUGCCGAGGGGCUUCAGCAGCUAUUGUAUGCUAUGACAUCACCAAGGCAUCAUCACUCACCACCCUGCACAACAGACAUUUACACCUGCUACAAUCUGCAGAACCAAACUGUCUUAUAGUCAUUGUAGGGACCAAGAAAGACCUUAUUGCUUCAGAAAGCAGGGCUGUUAGCGAACAAGCAGGCAAAGAACUUGCUGAACAACAAAAUGCAAACAAGACUAGACCACUUACAAGCUUAACUCAGGUUCCUUUCUUUGAAACUAGUUCAAAAACUGGAGAAAAUGUAGACAAUGUUUUUGAUUUUAUCUUACAAAGUUGUCUUCCUCUGAAUGACAGUGCAAUGGCCGACAUGUACACUAGAAAGAAUACUGGAGUUGACUUAGAUAAAAAAACAUCUUCUAGGGAUUCUACACAAGGAAAGUGCUGUGGUAGCUGAUUUAAAAAAAAUGAAUGAAUUUACAAUUAAUUAAUUUGAAUUUCAAUCUCCCUGUCACAUUUAUGUCUUAUACCAAUAAUUUUGUUUUAAUAAAUACAAGAUUUAUUAUAUUAA